GGUGCCGGCCCCGGCGGCCCCGGGCGCCCCGCGGCGCGGCUCCCUCCAAUCGCGGGCCCGGGGCGGGGCCCAGCGGUGACAUUGAGCGGCGCCCAGCGGGACCGAGGCAGCGCCAUGUGGGGCCGCGCCGAUAGGGCUGUUAAACUGCUGGGAAGAAACAUUCCCUUGGUUCUGAGGAUGACUGAGGGAGUAGACCUGCAGAUAAGCAGAAGGCUGUGUGUUAAACCCCGGCAAGACCUUCAGACAAAGAGUCGAUCUGCUUCGGGAGUGCCUGGACACAGGCCUACACCCUGGGAGAGAAGGUGUUUGUUGUGGGCAGGCCAUUACAAAAAGCCAGAGGAUAUUCCAGAGACUGUCUCGCUUGACACAGUGAGAGCAGCACAGACCACCCUGCGUGUGAAGUUCAGCUAUGUCAUGAUUGCCUUGACAAUAGUGGGAUGCAUCACCAUGGUGAUCAGAGGGAAGCAGCUGACAGAACUGUGCCUUGGCUAUGAAAAGACAUGAAUCCCUUACAAGCAUAAACCUGGAGAAGAAAGCCAAGUUGAGAGAAGAAAGUGCAUCCGCUAAACCAUAGAGGAGGAAAUGAAGAGAUCAAGGACUGGGGUAGAAAAGCAAAGACCCUUUCAGCGCUGACAGGAGGAUAUCAUCACAUCUGUCCUGUAUAUUAGUUCUGUACACCCAUGUCCAAGAAAGAAUGAAUAUGCUGUUCUGUAGUCAAUAAAACCAGAAAUACCUA
Molecule: messenger RNA, 736 nt
Organism: Agelaius phoeniceus (red-winged blackbird)
Lineage: Eukaryota; Metazoa; Chordata; Aves; Passeriformes; Icteridae
Source: RefSeq, a predicted model, not a curated record